Dibothriocephalus latus is the source of this 396-nucleotide messenger RNA. Lineage: Eukaryota; Metazoa; Platyhelminthes; Cestoda; Diphyllobothriidea; Diphyllobothriidae. The record is from the annotation of a GenBank genome assembly.
AUGAUUUUUACCUCAAGCCAUGCUUUCACAACACACGAGUCGGUUUCUAUCCUGCUAAAACGUGCUUCUAACGUCUGUACCUCGUACGUGCCGAAGGAGAAGCUCGAUCUAGGCACCGAUGAGGUGGUCCUUUUGAAGCGCCUCAUUGUCCAAUUCACGCCCUCUCUCCUACCUCCGAUCAAUCCUAAUGCAGACUCAACGAAACAAGAAAUCCUUUUGACUGUCACUUAUUCCCUCCAGGUACGUUCUGGAUUAAUAACUUCUAGCUUCCGUCCCACUGCCUAUUCUCUUCCCUCACCUUUGGGACGCACCAUGACUCUACCCCUCAAGCACGAGGUCACUUGUCUGCCAAAACCUCACCCAGGAGGCGAAAAUGCAUUGGAAGAACAGAGAUGA